Molecule: messenger RNA, 662 nt
Organism: Lytechinus variegatus (green sea urchin)
Lineage: Eukaryota; Metazoa; Echinodermata; Echinoidea; Temnopleuroida; Toxopneustidae
Exons: 2
Coding region: 82-582 (166 amino acids)
Source: RefSeq, a predicted model, not a curated record
UUUCUGUUCCUGACUUUUUGUUGAUUUUUCUCAUUUUUUUCGUAAUUUUUGAAAUUUUGAUAUAUGUGAACUUGUGUCAAAAUGGAUUCUUAUAUGUCAAGUUUUAGAUGGACCCUGCUUCUGACUGUUUUGCUGUUAUUUACGAGGUUUUUCAUGCUGACAACAUGUCUGCCCUCUGACUUCGAUUACACCCAGGGAGCUAGUGUUUCGUACACGUAUACACGAGCGGAGCUAUUGUCAUACCGCCACACGGAGGAGGUGGAGUGCAAGCCCAAUGGAUACGAGAACUUUCCGCGGGAAAUAAAGCCACGCAAGAGGGGUAAGCCUGGUGGUCUUCGACGCAGAGUAAGGAGGCGCAGACUUAAAACACCAUUACCUUCAAUUGUUUUUGGAAAUGUACGCUCACUACAGAAUAAAAUGGACGAAUUACGCGCAAAUGUCCGGUACCUCAACGAAUACAGGGAAGCAAGCUUGUUUUGUUUCACGGAGACCUGGCUCCAUACUGCCAUACCAGAUAGUGCAAUAGAGAUAACAAAUUUCGAAGUUGUCAGAAGUGACAGAACUGCAAAAUCCGCUUGGUAACUCUGAUCACUGCAAUAUUCUUCUACGUCCAAAAUACAGACAGCAGCUCAAAUCACGAAAGCCGGUCACCGGAGAGAAGC